Messenger RNA from Eriocheir sinensis (Chinese mitten crab), 6826 nucleotides. RefSeq names its product 5-hydroxytryptamine receptor-like. NCBI's taxonomy places the organism in Eukaryota, Metazoa, Arthropoda, Malacostraca, Decapoda, Varunidae. Gene Ontology annotation, molecular function: G protein-coupled receptor activity. The coding region runs from base 179 to 2002 and encodes 607 amino acids. The record is from RefSeq and is a predicted model, not a curated record. The transcript is spliced from 8 exons. Gene Ontology annotation, cellular component: membrane. Gene Ontology annotation, biological process: adenylate cyclase-activating adrenergic receptor signaling pathway.
CUUCUACAGGUGUGCCAGGACAGGUGCGCCACGCCAGUUCGAUUCCCUCUCACACACUCAGGUGUGGGAGAUUAACCUGUGUUACCUUUGCUUACCUCAUUAAUUAAAGGUGUCGAAGGGGAGACUUAGGCAGCUUGAGGAGGUUGCCCGCUAACAUUUCCACGCACGUUCAAAGAAAAUGGGGAGAGAGAACACGACGAGCGACGACUGGAACUACACACUCCCAAACCUGAUGGAGGUGCUGCUGGAGGCGGGGAGUGGGCAGGGGCACGGCGGGGGGGGCGGGGGCGGGAGCGGCAACCCAAUACUCCAGGACCCCAGCAAGGAACCGCCCCCAACCACCACUCUUUGGGGUACACCACUUACCCCAACCCCACCGCCAACCCCAACCACCCCCACGCCCUCCACCACCACCACGACCCCCCCACCCAUCAACAAACCCAUUUUCCCAUUGAACUUCACCCUCAGAACCACUAUAGGGACGUUACUAAGAUCAAGACCGAACCUCACCGUCUUAGAACCCUUUACGGCAGGAAGUGGGACGCCCCUGGAACUCGAGGCAAGUCCGGGCGCGCUAGGAAUGCUCGGGCCGUCCUCUGAGUUGGUCCUGGCGGCUGGGAAUGCUGGGAAUGACUCGUUGGUCAGCCUGGACGAUUCCUUCUGGCUGAGUGGCGGGAAUGAGUCAUGGAAUGUGACGAGGUUGCUGUACGGAAAUGAGACGAGUGAUGGACCGCUGGUGGACACGGCCGGCAUGGUGGUGACCUCGGUUAUACUUGGGGUCAUGAUCCUCACUACCGUCAUUGGUAACGUGUUCGUGAUCGCCGCCAUCCUGCUGGAGCGGAAUCUGCAGCAGGUCGCCAAUUUCCUCAUCGUGUCCCUGGCUGUGGCGGACCUCAUGGUAGCCUGCCUCGUCAUGCCCCUGGGAGCAGUGUACGAGAUCAGCCGGGAGUGGAUUCUCGGGCCUGAGCUCUGUGACAUGUGGACAUCCAGUGACGUCCUCUGUUGCACUGCCUCCAUCCUACACCUGGUGGCCAUCGCGCUAGACAGGUACUGGGCCGUCACGCAAGUUGACUACAUACACUCUCGCAACGGCACACGCAUCGGGCUUAUGAUUCUGAUGGUGUGGCUGACGGCGGUGGUGGUCUCAAUCGCCCCUCUCUUCGGCUGGAAAGAUCCCGAUUUCCUAGUGAGGGUUAACGAGCACAAGAAGUGUCUAGUGUCCCAGGAUCUCGCUUACCAGGUGUUCGCGACCAUGGCCACCUUCUACGUCCCCCUCACAGCCAUUCUGAUCCUCUACUGGAAGAUCUUUCAGGCCGCGCGGAAGAGGAUUCACAAAAGCAAGUUCGGCGGCAAGGAGGCGAAGCAGAAAAAGAAUAUCAACAAGGGAAAGAACAAAGGCGCAAAAGAACCCACCACCGCCGCCACCACGACAGCACCAACAGCACCAGCGGCGGCGGCGUCAGGAACCUCAGGAGCGCCACCCUCAGCAGCGGGGGGGUCUGGGGGGGCGGCGGGAGGGGGGGACCACAAGACUACCAUAAGACCCAACGGCGUGGCGGACCAUCAGCAGACCACGGCCUUUACAACGGUGGCUAGUGGAGCGUCGCCUGAUAAGUCCUCAAACAACGGCGCUCUCUCGGUCUGUUCCCACGUGUCCGAAGUGUCCAGACUCGAAAUGCUACCGAAGGAGGCGCCGAAGAAGUCCAAGAAGGAAACCCUGGAGGCGAAGAGGGAGAAGAAGGCCGCUAAAACCCUCGCCAUCAUCACGGGAGCCUUCGUCAUCUGUUGGCUGCCCUUCUUCGUCACCGCUCUUCUAAUGCCCAUCUGCCCCGCCUGUUACUUCUCCGAUGUCAUGUUCUCCAUCUUCCUCUGGCUCGGGUACUUCAACUCCACCCUCAACCCCAUCAUCUACACCAUCUUCAGCCCGGAGUUCCGCGAGGCGUUCAAAAGGAUACUCUUCGGCAGGAAAAACCAGCGUUAUCGACCCGGGAAGAUACGAUAAAGAUAGGUAAAAGAAGAAGGGAGUUGUAGAAGAUGGGGUGAUUUUUAUGCAUUCAUUCACUCAUGUUGUCCUGACCAUCAUCCUCCAUCCCUUCCUUUAUUCCUUCUUCUUUCCUUCGUUUCGUAUAUGAAGGAGAGAAGUACCAUUGUCAUCCUUCAUUCCUUUCUUCCUUUCCUUCCUUCGUUUGGUAACAGAAGAGAAGGAAAAAUCAUUGUCAUCCCUUCUUCCCUCCUUCCAUCCUUCCUUCCUUCCUUCCUCUCAUUGUCUGGUAAAGGAAGAGAAGGAAGAAAAGGAACAUUGUCAAUCGUUCCUCCUCCUUCUCCUUCCCUUCUUCCUCCUCCUCCUCGUCCUCCUCCUCCCCCCAUCCUCAUUCGUGCUGCUAGUGAUAAGGAAGAUAGUAAUAAAAAAGAAGAUAGUUAGCAUGUAGUGUUUGUUUAUAUCUUAAGGAAAACUGAUAAAGACGUGUGUGUGUGUGUGUGUGUGUGUGUGUGUGUGUGUGUGUUUGGAUAAAGGGUAAAGACAGUGGAAAUGAGGAAAAAUAAAAGUGAUAAAGAUAGGAUAGACAAUUGAAGGGAGAGAAAAGUUUAAGAUAGCAAUGAAAAGACCACUAAUUAUUGGAAGGAAAGGAAAGAAAAGAAAGAGAAAGAAAUGUGAAAGAAAAAUAGAGAAGAAGGUUAUAUGUGAAAGAAGCUUGUGAUGAAAAGAUGAUAAUAGAGGAAGUAAGGAAAAAAUGAAAGAAAAGAAGAAAAAUGGAAAAGGAGAGAAAGUGAUGAUUAUGAGGGAAAAAGGAUAAAAGGAAGAGAAAAUUUAUAAGAGAAGAAAAAAAGAAGUAAAAGAGAAGCUGAUGAUUGUGAAGGCAGGACCGUAGAACACAGGACAGUACAAGUGUGUUCUGUGUGUUGGGAAAAAUUUGUGUUGUGUUUUGUGAGAAUUGUUUUGAUGAGGACGAAAGCAGAACUGUAAGGAAGAGAAAAAUAAACGAGAGGAAAAUAAAAUAGUAAGUAGAUAAAAAUAAAGGAGAGGAAAAUCAAAUAAUAAGUAAAUAAAAACAAACAAAAAAAAGGAAGAAAAAAUAACGAAAAAUACAAAUAGCAACUCAGGAAAACAUCGAGUGAAAACAAAUAGAAAAUAAGGAGAAAAAACGAGUGAAAAAAAAAUAAGGAAUGAGAAGAAAACGAGAAAAAUUGAAAUACGUAGUAAAUAAGAAGAAAAGGGAAGUAACGGUAAAAAACAGUAGUAAAUGAUAUGAUAAAAACAACUUAUAUAGACGUAUGAAUGUGAACUAAAGACAAAACAAAAAAUAUAAAAAAUAAAGAAAGAAACGAAAAAGAAAGAAAAUCAAUAAAUGUAUAACCUGAGAAAGAAACAAAGAAAAAACAAGAAAAAAAGUUAUAUGCAAACAUUCAAAAACGUUCUGACAGAUUCAAAGCGAGUGAGAAAAAGUGAAAGAAAGUGAGAGAGUGAGAAAGAGAGAGAGAGCGGUUUGGCGUGAUAGAGUGACCUGUUGACGCUUGCUGACGGCCGCUGACUCGCUAACAAGAAGAAGAAGAAGAAGAAGAAGAAGAAGGAGGAGGAGGAGGAAAAGUUGAAAGUUAAGGAAAAAGUUUAUGAAAGAGACGCUCGAGAAAGUAGUGUUGCCAACCGGGCGAACGAAAGAUUAAAAAGAAAGAAAACAAUUUGAAAUGAUGAUGGAAGGACAGCUGGAGAGAAAGGAAGACACAGGUUAAAAGAGAUAACUGAGGAAAGAAAGAAAAAGAAAGCAAUAUAGAAAAGAAAAUGCUGGAAAAGAAGGAAAAACUAAGACGGGAAACGGAAAAUGAUGAUUGAAAGACAAAUAGAGAGAAAGGAAGACACGAGUUAAAAGAGAUAACUGAGGAAAGAAAGAAAAAGAAAGCAAUACAGAAAAGAAGAUGCUGGAAAAGAAGGAAAAACUAAAACGGGAAACGGAAAAUGAUGAUAGAAAGACAAAUAGAGAGAAAGGAAGACACGUGUUGAAAGGGAUAAAAUGGGAAAAGAAGGAGAACAAAAGAAAGCAAAAGGAAAAGGAAAAAGACAAAAAAAGGAAUAAUAAAAUUUGGAACGGCUAAGAAAAGGGAAAAAAAAGAGUUAGAAAGGAAAAUGAUGAUAGAAGGACAGCGGGAGAGAAAGGAAGACACUUGUUAAAAGAGAGAAGUGGGGGAAGAAAGAGAAGAAAAAGAAAGCAAUAUGGAAAGGAAUAUGCUCAAAGGAAAAAAAGUAGAAAGUAUAAAAUAGAGGAAUUGGAAAGGAAAAUGAUGAUAGAAAAGCAGAGAGAAAAAGUGACAUGUCUAUAAAGAGAGAACUAGGGAAAGGGAAGAAAAAAAAAAGGAAAAUGGUGUUUGAAGAAUGGAGCUUAUGGUUAAAAGGAUAUGGAAGGAAAAGAAUAAUAGGAACCAACAAAUGAGGAAAAAGAAAACUGGGAAAAGAAACUCACUACAAAGACAAGAAGAAAAGAAAAGUGUGAGGUUGGUCAAUCAUAUGGAAAGGGAAAUGAAAGUGGAAAAGAAAGAGGAAAUAGCUAAAAAGAUAAUUAGAGAAAGAAAGUACGAAAGAAAAGGAGGAAAGAAUAGGAAAAGGAAGAGUAUAAAAUGCUAAUGGGAAACUGAACCAAUUGUGGGAUAAUUUGAAAGGCCAUUAGUGUGUGUGUGUUUGUUUGUUUGUUUGGAUUGGAGAGUGCAUUCAGAGUGCGAGAGAGAAACACAAACAAUGUAACAAACAAACAGUGAUGGCGGACUGAAAAGGAAGAAAGAUUGUGUGCAACGAUAAAAUGAUGCAAAAAAACAAUAAGUGGAAGGCAAACAUUAGUAGUGACCUUGAUGUUGAAUUGUAGGAAAAGAAAGACAAAGAUAGAUAGUGAUGAUAUGCGAAAAGAAAAGAGAGAAACAAGAUAAAUAAUGACUAUGUGUGGAAAGAUGAAGGAGAGAAAAAUAAAUGGCAGAUUGUAAUAUUAGUGAAAAGUGAUGAUUAUGGAAGAAGCAAAAUGGGAGAGAGAAGAGAAAUUUGUCAAAAAAAAUAGAAGGUAGGAAAUGUGUGGGAAAAGAUAGCAUGAAAAAAUUUAAAGAUAGUGAUAGAUUGUAAUACUAGUGAAAAGUUAUGAUUAUGGAAGAAGCAAAAAAAGGAGAGAGAAGAGAAAUUUGAUAAAAAAAAAUAGAAGGCAGGGAAUGUAUGGGAACGAUAGCAUGAAAGAAAUUUAAAGAUAGUGAUAGAUUGUAAUACUAGUGAAAAAUGAUGAUUAUGGAAGAAGCUAAAAAGGAAAGAAGAGAAAUUUAUUAAAAAAGAAAACUGAGAAGGUAGGAAAUGUAGGGGAAAAGAUAGCAUGAAAAAAAUGAAAGAUAGUAUUUGUGAAAAAAAAAGAUUAUGGAAGAAAUAAAGAGAGAAGUAAGAAAGAAAAGAAGAUAGAGAAGAUAUGAAAUGUUAAACGAGUGAUGAUUUAAACCAGACUACGAAAUAUAAUAAAAAGAAGUAAAGAAAAUGAAAACAAUAAAAGGAUGUGAGAUGGAAGUUAAGAAAAGAAAUGAGAGCAUCAGAGAGGUAAGAUAGGACUCUCAGAACGAGUGUGAACCUUGACAAAAAAAAAAUAAGAAAAGAAACUGAAAAAAGAGAGAAAAUGGUGUGCGAGAGGAGGAAAGAAAGUGAGAUAGCGUGCAAAUUAUCUUGACUUAGAACUUAACGAAAAAAAGAAAAAAAAAGAAAUAUGUGACAUUGUAAACUUUAAGAAAUCAAAGAAGAAAAAACGAAAAACAAAAAAUGAGAAAUAAAGAAAAAAGGAAUGUUACAAUGCAAACUUGACUAACAAAUUAAAAGAAAAAAGAAAGGCAACAGAAAAAGAGAGAAAGGAAAUAUGUGACAAUAUAAACUUUAAGAAAUCAAAGAAAAAAAAUAUGUAAAAAGAGAAAAGGAAUGUGACAAUGCAAACUUAACUAACAAAUUAAAGAAAAAAGAAAAAAAAGAAAAGGCAACAGAAAAUGAAAGGAAGGAAAUAUGUCUCAAUGAAAGCCAAGAAAAAUAAAUGUGAAUGAAAUAAAGAAAAGUAAAAAAAACAUAUUAAACAGAUGCAGAACAAUUCAAUGCAAAAAAAAAAAUUGGGUUCGACAGAAAGAAAAAAAAUACUAAGCCUCGUGUGUGUGUGUGUGUGUGUGUGUGUGUGUGUGUGUGUACAAUUAAUCUAUGUGCGCCUUCGUCACUGUACGUACAUGUAAGCAAAAAAAAAAUACCUACACUGUGUAAUGAUGUGUGUGCGGAGAGAGAGAGAGAGAGAGAGAGAGAGAGAGAGAGAGAGAGAGAGAGAGAGAGAAUACGCAUGAAACAGAUAGAACAAGACAUGACCCCCCCCCUUCCCCCCUUCCUGUCCCCUUCCCCUUCCCCUCCCCUCCCUUCUCCCCCUUAUCUCUCCCUUCCAACUGUCCUUCCCCCAUCUAUUCCUCCUCCUCCUCCUCUUCCUCCUCCUCCUCCUCCCUUACUUUAUCUUCCCCUCCCACCAUCACAACAACAACAACAACAACAACAACACCAACAACUAGGCAGCUUACGUUUAUAUAUGAGAAGAAAAAAAAAAGAAAAAAAGAAAAAAAAAGAUGGAAAAGGAUUUAUUAUUGCAGACAUCAUCAUCGUCAUCAUCAUCACCAUCAUUAUCAUUAUUAGGGAAAGAAGAAAUGAGGGAAAAUAAUCAGACUUUUAAAUAAGAAAAAAAAGAUUGAGGAAAAAAAUAAUUGUAAACGUAAUAAAAAAGUAUAAUAAUGAAGAUAUUUAAAGAUCAAGUUCCGUGUGUGUGUGUGUGUGUGUGUGUGUGUGUGUGUGUGUGUGUGU